Brettanomyces bruxellensis is the source of this 5112-nucleotide messenger RNA. RefSeq lists its product as uncharacterized. The transcript has a single exon. The record is from RefSeq and is a predicted model, not a curated record. NCBI's taxonomy places the organism in Eukaryota, Fungi, Ascomycota, Pichiomycetes, Pichiales, Pichiaceae. The coding region runs from base 1 to 5112 and encodes 1703 amino acids.
AUGGAGGCAGCAAUGUCUAUUAUGGGCGGGCGCAAGGACCGCCACCAGCUGUUGAAUGGGAUCCCGCAGUCGCAGGCCAGCAUGGCGCUAGGGAGAAGCGCGUUUAUUGAUGUCACCAAGGAGAUACCCUUAGAUGCGCAGCCGCAGCCCGGCGCCGUGUACGACGGCGGCCAGCCGCAUAUCAACAGCAUGAGCAGUUACCAGAUGCCGCCUUCAGCGCCGGGCUCGCGCCAUCAGUCGAUGUCCUCCGCAAUCGGCCGGCGCUUCAGGAAGCCGCAUUUUGCGCAUGCGCGCCGCGGCUCCAAAGAUGCGGCUGGCGACAAUGACGACUUUAACGGUGACGCUAAUGUCGCGAUGAGCGGCGCUGAGCCGGACAUGUCUCUGGGGGAUUUAAGGCACCUUCGGGGCGGCGGGCGGUACGGUGGCGCGGCGGCUAAUCCGAAUUCGUCGAUAGACACGCUAUCGUAUGUUCCCACGUACAACGGGAUGCCUGCGGGCGCAGGCGCAGGUGCGAGUGCGGGAAUGGGAAUGGAGAUGGGCAUGGGCCCCGGCGCGUUUGCGCAGGGCAAGGGUCGCCAGCUGGCGCAGAUGUCGAACACCGCAUACCGAAAGCAGCAGAUGAUGCAGAAGAAGCUGAACGCGAUGCGCAUGGCGCAGCGCGGUGGUGGUGCGUACGCUCCCGGCGGCGCAUAUGCUCCCGGCGGCGGCGCACCCCGCACAAUGAGCCUUCAGUCGUUUGGCGGCGCUGGGUACGGCCGGCGUAUGGGGCCACCUGGCGCUUAUCAGGGACAGCUGCGUGGGCCAGGCACAGGACCUAGCACAGCGCAGGGACACUUGAAUAGCAUGAGCGCAUUGAGCCCUCGCCCGCGGAUGCACGGCGCAGGCAUGCAGCCAGGAAUGGGCGCUCCAGCGCAGCCGGGACCCCCAGCCGGGUACCCGCGCGCAAUGUCGAUGCAGACCACAGGGUACUACCGGCGCGGGGCAAAUGCGCCCGCAAGGUAUAACGGCGCCGUGCCUCAGUUCCGCCGGCCGCCAUUUGGAAAUCCCUCCGGCCAGCCCCGCGCGCGGAGGAUCAGUCCUUCCGAUUCGCAGAAUUCGGCUUCUUCUUUUUCGGGGGGUGAGACUGAGAAAAAUAUGCAGAUGCAAAUGCAAAAUCAGCUUCAUUAUCAAAAUCAAACUCAGUAUUCAUUAAAUUCAUCCCAAAGUGCUCAAAAUUCAUUUCAAGAUAUUCCGAAUCCAUCCCAUUCUCCUGAUCCAUCCCAUUCUCCUGAUCCAUCCCAUUCUCCAGAUCUAUCCCAUUCUUCAAAUCCAUCUCAUUCUUCAAAUCCAUCUCAUUCUUCGAAUCCAUCCUAUUCUCCAAAUCCAUCCCACAAUUCAAAUCCAUCCCACACUACAAAUACAUCCCACGCUCCAAUUCCUCCUCAACAUGCUCCAAUUCCACCUCAACAUGUCCAAAACCAACCAUUUCACAUCCAAAAUCAGGACACAUACAACAACUCGAGAACACCAAUCCAGAAUUCAAACCCAUCAAGUCUAAACUCAGGUACUCUGGAUCCAGGAAGCAGGCAUGCCGAUUUCAGCCAGAACGGCCAGCAAAACCUGCAGAAAACAGCACAGCAAGAAAAUCAACCAAGAAAUUCUAGAAGCAGCUUUUCUCAGGAGCUGGGUUCUGUUCCAGAACAAAGGGGACUAUACGUGGAAAGAGGAGAAAAAACAGAUUCUCGGCCGAAAAACCAGAAAAGACAACUUGCAAAUCUUGCAGAUGGAAAAAUUCCGGCCCCAAUGCACUCGAAGCCAUCGCAACUUCCUCCAGAUCCUUCUAGAAGCAGCCGGAACAGCUUUGGCUCUAUUUGGGAUGAGUAUGGCUAUGAUGAGAAGGAUUUCUUUGCGGUUAAGAGCGAAAAGAGUUCCUUUAGGGAAAAUGACUCUGCUAGAGAGAAGGAUUUUGGGGAUAAGAGUUCUUUUAGAGAAAAGAAUUCUUCUAGAAACAAUUAUGGCAUCAAUCAGGAUAAGCAUGACAUUUAUCAGGGUAGCGAUUACAGUUAUCAGGACAAUUACGGCAUUCAAACAAGUCAUAUUAAAGCAAAUCAGAUUCGGGCAAAUAAUGAUGCUUAUCAAUCAAAUCAUGGUAUUCCUCACAGCCAAAACAGGCCUGAAGAUAACUACCCGAACCGAGAGACAAACUUGAAACCUGCCUCAGCAAAAGGAAAGGUGUUUAAACCUCAGACAGGUCACGUGAAGGUGAACAGGUACGAUUUUAGCGAUAGUGAUGAUGAGGAGGAAACAGAGGAAAACUUUGAAAGAGUACCUGAGCCUAAGGCUCAUUCAGUUAAGGAUUCGCCAUUCAGAUCCAGCAGUAGUAUACUUGAGGGGAAAAACACUGGUUCUUAUUCAGCAGGAAAAAGUGCUUUUAGAGGUGGAUCUAGAAGUGGGUCUGUAUCUGAGAGAUCUAGAGGUGGAUCUAGAAGAUCACCUAGAAGUGGAUCUAGAAGAUCAUCUAGAAGUGUGUCGAGAAGAUCAUCUAGAAGUGUGUCGAGAAGAUCAUCCAUAUCGAGAACAUCCUCGCAAUCAUUACCAUAUGUGCCAAAUCAGGCUCAGACUGAGUCUUUUAAGGUUCCUGCAGCCCCAGCGUUGGCUAAUGAUACAUCCUCGUUUACUUCUUCGUCUACUUCGUACAGUGAUUCGAUCCGAAAGACGCCUGAUAUGACUCUUAAGACGUCUGGCGGCCGGGAUGAUGAUAGUGAUGAGAUUGAGCAGUUGAGUCUUGAUAAUGGGGAGGCGAAGAAGGAGCAGAGUGAGAGUUAUAAAAGUGAAGAGAAGGAGAGAAGUGAGAGUUAUAGGAAUGGAGAGAAGGAGAGGAGUGAGAGUUAUAGAAAUGAAGAAAAGGAGAGGAGUGAGAAUUACAUAACUGACGAAAAGAAGAGAAAUGAAAAACCUGAAAAAUUCAAUGAAAACAACACUAUUCAAAAAAGCACAGGCAGCGGAAUGAGCGGCAGUCUAGACUUUAGAGAAAGCCCCAAACACAGAGAGAACAAAAGUAGGGUGUUCGAUCCUCAAGUGUCGAAACAGGCGACUUUCGGAAAUCCUCUGGGUGCAGUGAGCGACUCGGACGCGUCGAUUAGCGACGAUACCGACAGCAUCUCGGUUCGGCGGUCUUUCAAAGAGAAGAGACUUCCCCAGCAUCCUGCAGAUUCUACAAGUAGUGGAUCCGGCUUGGGAAUGCCAAAUUCUUUUGGAUCCAGCUUGCACUCCAAAGCUUCCAAGACAUCCAGCAAUUUGACCCGGAAGCCACCUCCAUUGCCGAAGGAUCCGGCCUCCGAAAUUCGGCAAAUGCAGUUUUCUAGCCUUUCGCCGAACCCACAGGCCGUUAUUCCAUCUCCAACUCCCCAAAAACAGUCUUCCGAGGACCAUUUCGGAAACCAUCGCCGGUCAUCAAGCAGGCAUAAGAGCAGUAACACGUUGUCAAGCAUUGAAAAUGCAAUUGCCAGAUCUCCGAGGGUUGCUGGAGCCAAACAUUUCUUCAGGAAGCUUGCACACAAGAAUAUCCGGCAUUUGUCCCGGGGACAUUCUUCCAGCGGCGAUAAAAUUAGCGGUGAAGAUUUCAACAAGCACGUUAGUCGGCCUUCUGUUGAUUUCAACAACUAUCCUCCGUUGCCUGAGAAGAAGGGAGAGAGGCUUUCUGUCAAAGUGAACGCACUUCCUAAAGCAGGUGCACCUUCUAAAGAGAAUGCACUUCCUGAGACAAAACCACAUUUUAAAGAGAAUGCACUCCCUGAAACAAAACCACUUCCCGUUCCUUCCGAGCUUCGUUCGCCAGUGAACUUGAAGCAUCCAUCUUCACCAAAUUUGAAGGUUUCUUCACCGGCAAAACGGCAUGUGGAGAACACACAGCCUCCACUUCCUCCCCCAAAAUCACCUACCCAGGAUUCAUUGAUGAACUACAGACUCACACUUCGCAUUUCGCAGGAUGAAGAUGAAGAUGCAGACUCCGACCACCGGUUGUCGAAAUUGUUGGGAAUGAAUACAGAUGUGGGCAGUUUGAAUAACGAAAAUACUGCAAAGACUUCUCCAAAAAGGCGGUUUAAGCGUGGCUCACCUUCGAGUUUGGUUGCAGAUAAGCGGUACACAAACCUCAGUCAGCUGACCAGAGGCUCACAGAACACGAAAAGUGUUGAAGAUGCCAGUCAACCUGCCAAGAAUACUCCCAACGGGAUGAGAAAUGAGUCCACAGAGACACAGGCGGAGUCAGGCGAGAAUUUGGACUUGCGACAGUACUUGGACCCAUCGCAGCAAGGUAUUCUUACAGAUACAGAGAAGAUUAUGCGCGAGUUGCAAGUCGUAUCGACAGAAUUGGCCAGCUCGAUAUCCAGAGAGCUUUCAUUGGAGAGCAAGCUGAAGUCAGAGGAAAAAUUGAGUCCAUCGAUUCUUUAUGAGACGAAUGCAGGCUCCAAGAUCGCAGAUUUGGUGAAGCAACUCAACGGUGAGCGAAACAAGAGAUACGCAGUUGAGCAAACGCUUCUCAAGGUUGCAAACGGCACCAGCUUUGGAUCUGAGGUCACCAGAUUGAACUACGAAAACAGUGAGUUGCGAAAACAGGUGGUGGACCUGGAGGAAGGCCAGAAGUCCAGCAGCAAGAAGUUGCAGAUGCUACUUGAAGAGAAAGAGAGUCUCAGUACGAAACUGGAUGACAUGACUGAGCAGUUCAAGAAUUUGACAAACAACGUUAUUCCAGGCCUCAAAAAUCGCAUAGAGAUCCUGUCAAGCAGCAAUGCACCCAAGGAAUCGCUGGAAGAGCAAGUGUCAUCACUUAAAUUGCAGAAUGAGAACCUCAAGCAGAAGCAGGUGACCCAGGAUGACGAUAAUACAACCAUCAAGAAGCAGCGUGACUCACUUAGAGAGGCCAUCAAGAGCCUAAGAGUCCAGAAUGAGGUCAACUUGAGGUUGCAUACCGAAAAAGUCAAGACUUUGGAGCAGCGUUUAGGCACUCUUUCAACCUUGAAUGCUGAAUUAUCCAAGAAGAUGAUGGCUUCCGGAUUAGUCAGCCGAGGCGAUCUUAGUGUGAUGAGUUCACCAAAUGUCAGAAAUAAUACUUCAUUCAACCAGAAGGCAUGA